AUGUCUGAAGAAACUAAACAACAGAACAUUUGUUCUGCGAGGGUCGGGGCGCCCCAGCCAAUCCCGGAGCCCCCGCUCCGGGAGCCAGGGGGUCUCCCCAGUCCUAGCGCUCCUCCCACGCCGCUGCUCCCCAGCCCGCCCCCCAUCCUGCAAGCCCUGCUUCCUGCAGCUCCAAGGCUACAGCCAGUCCCGGAGCCCCCACCCCUAACUUGUGUCUCGAGCCCAGCGCGGCCCGCUGCUGCCCUCUCACUGCGGCCCGGGAGGCUGCCCUCCCCGGGGCCUGCGGGCCCGGGCCCGCCAGCCGCCCGCCCCGCCGGGCCGCCCCUAAUCGUUGCCAGCCCGGGCGCCGGCCCCGCCACAUCUGGCUGCGCUUUGCUGUCAUCCUCGCCUCCCCACGCCGCCUCACCACCGACAAGAAGGAACACCACCCCGCAACAACUCGCCCCGGGCCCCCCACCGGCCACUCCCCCGAACUCGCUCCAGCGCUCGGCCUCCCAGCUCCACUUCCAACCCGGGACGGCUCUGCCCGCGGCGCUGGGGACAGGGACGCGCGCCCCGCCCGGCCUCGAGCCCCGCGCCCCGAGCAGAGCAGCCCCUCCCCAGGCGGGCCGGGAACCGGGGAGCGGCACCUCCCGGCCCAAGCUUCCAGAACAUCCGAAAACGCAUAAGCCCCUCCGACUGCCCCUCCCCGGUCCCCCGGCCCCGGGACUGCCGCCCCGAAAGCGUUCCAACACUCCCCGAGCAAAGGAGCCGCGGGGGGACGCUACGGCGAGUUCUGCAGCUCGAUCGCUGCGGAGGGGAGGGGGCGCAGCCCGGGCGGCGGGUCCCCGGCCCGCCGAACAGAAAAACGGCGCCCGGCCCCAACUCUCCCGCAGCCCCCGCCCCCUCCAGCAUCCACCCCGGGCCCGCGGCGCCAAGCAAACAGGUCUCCGGGGCCCGGCACAGAGGCACAUUGUUCGCUCCCGCGGCUCUUACCUCGCUCGCCGAGCGCGCCCCGGGGAGGACCGUCUGGCCGGGGGCCGCGCGGGGAGAGGCGCGGAGCCGGGCGGUGACCCCGGCCGCCGAGGGCCGAGGCCGGCCGCGAGUGGGUCGCCGGCCGCCGAGGGGGCGCGGGAGGCAGCGCGGCGGCUCGGCGCGUCCUCCUGCUCGGCCGCCGCCGCCUCCAGCCAAACAGCCUGCGCCAGGCGGCUCCUGGGGUUAGGUCAACAUUUUCCCGCAGUGUCCCGCACGCCGCUCCGCCACGGGGGUCUGGGCCAGGCGCGCGCACACCCCCUGGCCGCGCGCUCCCUUCGCAAAAGCAACAAUUCGGGGAUCAGAGAGGAAGGGGUGGCGGGGCAAGAGCCCGACAGAGGUGCGCAGACUUGGGAGUCCCCUCGGAGCGGCGGGCGCGGGGGGCGGGCGGGCGCGCGGCCAGCUCCGUGUGUCCGGCGAAGCCCCUCGGCCCGCCGUGCGCCGACCUGCGGCCCCUCCUCACAUUGCUGGGCUCCGGGCCGCGGCGGAGCGGCGGCCGCUGCCCCCCGGCAGCCUGGCGGCGAGGACUCGGGCUCGGGCAGCGGGGCGGUGCAGGGAAGAGGCGCGCCACGCACAGCAGCGGCGGGGACAGGCCCCCCGACAAUCCCCAGGAACGCUCCGCUGCGGCGGCCGUGCGCCCGAGCGGGGGGGAGGGGAGGGGAGCGAAAGGGAACACUUACGAGCUCGAGCAGUUCGGCUGGCGGUGGCGGUGGCCCAGCAGCCGCCCGAGGACUAGCCCGCCCCGGCUCCGCCGGCGGGGCGGCCGCAGGGCUGUCCAGGCGGCUGCGGCGGCGAGGGACGCGCGCGCACGGCCGCGGAACGCGCCCCGGAGGCGGCCUGCGGUGGCUGGCGCCCCUCCCCUCCCGCCCCGUCCGCUCGCCGUCCCCCCACCCCCACCGACCCGGGGCUCCGCAUCCAGACCCCCCCCCAACAGCCCCAACCUUCAAACCAUCUUUUCAACCCCCACCCCCCUAA
This is a messenger RNA of Equus quagga, 1986 nucleotides long. Its product is annotated as basic proline-rich protein-like. The record is from RefSeq and is a predicted model, not a curated record. The transcript is spliced from 3 exons. Lineage: Eukaryota; Metazoa; Chordata; Mammalia; Perissodactyla; Equidae. Bases 1 to 1986 code for a protein of 661 amino acids.